AUGUCUUCAUCAGACACCACCACUCAGCUCAGGACACCCUUACCAAAACUACAGCUUUUGCUGCUUUUGUUGAUUCAAGUAACAGAGCCGAUUACUGCAGAGGUCAUCUAUCCGUUCAUCAUUGGCGCUGUGAGGCAUACAGGGAUCACACACGGAGACGAGAAAAAGACAGGGUAUUAUGCCGGAGUCAUUGAAUCAAUAUUCUUCCUUUCUGAAUGCUGUACAGUGUACUACUGGGGACGCCUAUCUGAUGUCCAUGGUCGAAGGAUGAUACUUCUGCUCGGUCCUCUCGGAUUGACAUUAGCUAUGCUGGGUUUUGGUUUGUCGAAAGCGUUCGUAACUCUUGUUAUUUUUCGGGCACUUCAGGGUAUCUUCAAUGGAAAUAUCGGUGUCUCGAAGACAGUCAUGGCCGAGAUCACUGAUUCUACAAAUAUGGCGGAUGCUUUUACCAUGAUACCAAUUAUGUGGAGUUUUGGUUCAACAGUCGGUCCCGCUCUGGGUGGUGUUCUCGCAAGCCCUGCCACGCAGUGGCCUCAAAGUUUUGGCAAGAUCGCAUUUUUCCACGAUUAUCCUUACUUCCUUGCUUGUGCCGCUGCGGGCCUUUUCGCCUUUGUCGCGUUCGUCCUCUCAUAUAUAGGAUUAAAAGAGAACAAAAAACCCCAAAAUAGAGCUUCAUUCGAGGAAAGCGAGCCGUUGCUCCUAGAUGGUGAACCUCAAAUCGAUUAUGGUGGUUCCUCGCCUUCUACGGGCAAAACUAAUAAUGAUCAUCCCAAGCCACCUAGCGCUUGGGAAUUAUUGACCCCUGAUCUUCGAAUCGUCUUGCUCAAUUAUGGCCUCCUCUCAUUCACCGACAUGUCCUACUUUGUGCUUAUCCCCCUGAUCUACUCUUCUUCGCUAUCAAUAGGCGGUCUCGGUCUGUCUCCAUACCAGGUCGGAUUGAUACUAGGGAUAUUCGCAUUAUUAAAUGGAUUUUGGAAUCUAUUGGUCCUAUCCAAGAUCCUUAAAGUUCUUGGGCCUCGCAAAAUGUACAUUAUAUCUUACUCAAGCUUCCUUGUCACAUUCCCUCUUCUUUGGAUCCUUCGAGACGUCGCUCACCUUGCAGGAGGAGUCAAUGCCUUAGUAUGGUCAUUGAUUGUGUGCCAGCUUUUAGCUGCAUCGUUUGUGAACACCGCGUAUAGUUCAAUGUCAUUAUUGAUCGUACAAAAUGCGCCUCCAGGUGCAUUAGGUGCAGUCAACGGAUUAGCUCAAAUGACUGCUUCUGGAACUCGAGGACUUGCGCCGCUUUUCGCAUCCUCACUAUUCUCUUUAUCGUUGGAAUCUCGCAUUGUCGGUGGACAUCUGGUUGAUAUCGUCCUCAUCGCCCUUUCUGCGAUAGGCCUUGUCUGUGCAUUCCGACUUCCAAAACCGACUCUACAGAUGUGA
This is a messenger RNA of Lentinula edodes (shiitake mushroom), 1422 nucleotides long. Its product is annotated as major facilitator superfamily domain-containing protein. Gene Ontology annotation, biological process: transmembrane transport. The transcript is spliced from 8 exons. Lineage: Eukaryota; Fungi; Basidiomycota; Agaricomycetes; Agaricales; Omphalotaceae. Gene Ontology annotation, molecular function: transmembrane transporter activity. Bases 1 to 1422 code for a protein of 473 amino acids. The record is from RefSeq and is a predicted model, not a curated record.